Messenger RNA from Limulus polyphemus (Atlantic horseshoe crab), 1784 nucleotides. RefSeq names its product transcription factor Sox-11-A-like. The record is from RefSeq and is a predicted model, not a curated record. Bases 135 to 1181 code for a protein of 348 amino acids. The transcript has a single exon. NCBI's taxonomy places the organism in Eukaryota, Metazoa, Arthropoda, Merostomata, Xiphosura, Limulidae. Gene Ontology annotation, molecular function: RNA polymerase II cis-regulatory region sequence-specific DNA binding; DNA-binding transcription factor activity, RNA polymerase II-specific. Gene Ontology annotation, biological process: cell differentiation; anatomical structure morphogenesis; regulation of DNA-templated transcription.
GCGUGUUUUAUUUUUUUAGUUUUUUUUAAAUCAAAUGUUAUUAUUAUGCGAGAAUCAGAGCUACUGAAAUUGGAUGUUUAAGACGAGAAGAAAAAGUUGAAGGAAAAGAAAAAAAAGGUUGUGUUCAUGUCUUCAUGUCACUGCAGCUUAGUACGGUGAUGUCGACUAACACCUCCGAGAUAGUUACAAGCAGCGCCGGAAAACAGGAACUACACUUCCAUCAAAGCUCACCUAUGUUCGGCUCUAUGAUGAUAGACACUAAUUCCAGCACUCCUUACACUGAUGCAACUCAAUGUAAAAAACCUGCGAACCACAUCAAACGUCCCAUGAAUGCGUUUAUGGUUUGGAGCCAAAUCGAACGCCGAAAGAUUUGUGAACAGCAGCCGGACCUGCAUAACGCAGAGAUCAGCAAGCAACUAGGGAAACGUUGGAAACUGUUGACGGAGAAGGAAAGACAGCCUUUCAUUCAAGAGGCCGAAAGGCUCCGGAUCCUCCACUUGCAAGAGUAUCCAGAUUACAAAUAUCGACCCCGGAAAAAGGCGAAACCUACUACAGUACAAGAAAAGAAAUCUCCUACGAAACACAAAAUAUCGUGCGAUAAGAAAGGCCUCAAGUCAGUUAAACAACCUCGAGUUCAGCAAAAUGGUCAGCUGAUUGCAACUCCUGUAAUCUUCAGCAAUGUGAACCACAAUAGAUUGAAAUUAAAGCUCACAAUAGACAAAAAUUUUAAAGAAAGCUUUAGGCCAGUUAAACAAGAAUCGCGGCAAAUCGGUCAGUUUAAAUCGUCUGGUAAAGUACCAGGUUCCCCUUCAGAAGAUGAGCCUGCCUCUCCCGAAAGUGCUAACAUCAGUCUAUACGAUGAUAUUGUGGGUAAAAAAAUGGCUUUAGGUGAAUUGCCAAAACCUGCAGCUAGCCACGAAGUUGAGUGUACAACUGGUCUUGUGGAUAACAGUUUGGCCGACCUAGAUGCCCUCACCGAAGCCCUACAACUUCCAUCAACGUGGGCAGAAGAAUUAAGGAGCCUCAACAUUACCGAACUUCCUGAUCUCGCUUCUCAGGAGACUGGCAGCUCCAGCUCCAGUUCCCACUUCGAGUUUCCUGAUUACGGCUACUCGGAAGUUUCUGAUAUCUUAGGUGGCGAUUGGCUAGACUCUAAUCUCUCGUCCUUAAUUAAUUGUUAGUGACUUUAAAGUUUUCGUGACUGUGUCUUAUUAUUCGUAAAUGGGUGAUGACUUUUGUCAUUCCUUUCUGAACAAAUUAUGACUCCCUACACGUCUCACGUUCGUGGGUAGAAAGUCAUAUUUAAGGUUUGAUAAUAUUCUUUGAAAGUGAUGUAAAAAUUCAAUAGUCGCGAAUCCAGUAAAUUGAGUGUGUGCAGUAUUUCACGUGUUUCGUGACAUAGUUUAAAUCAUAUGUGGAAUAUACGACGAACAAGAUUGUGUCUUAUCACUAACAGUUCUGACAACAGUUUUAUGGGACAUGUAAGAACCGGAUGGCUAUACAACGAACAAAAAGUACAUAUUUCAUUUCUGUGAGUUAUCUUUACUGAAAUGAAAAAAAAAACUUUAAAUUAUUAAUAGUUUUACCUUAGACUUACAUUUCAAGAUCUAAAUAAAUCUACAAAAAAUUUCUUAAAGAAAAAUACCCAUGUUAUCUUAUAUUCAGUUGUAUCUUUACCACCUGGUGAGAUCCAAAUUAUAAAUUAUGAUAGCACUAGUAAAUAUUUAUGUUCUGUCAAAAAUAAUAAAAUAAUCUGUCAUUCUUUGCGAUGCAAAACAUUAUCU